Molecule: messenger RNA, 582 nt
Organism: Empidonax traillii (willow flycatcher)
Lineage: Eukaryota; Metazoa; Chordata; Aves; Passeriformes; Tyrannidae
Gene: RPS27A
Product: ribosomal protein S27a
Exons: 5
Coding region: 76-546 (156 amino acids)
Biological process (GO): protein ubiquitination; modification-dependent protein catabolic process; translation
Cellular component (GO): nucleus; ribosome; cytoplasm
Molecular function (GO): protein tag activity; structural constituent of ribosome; ubiquitin protein ligase binding
Source: RefSeq, a predicted model, not a curated record
GCGGGCACGGCCCUCUCUGUGCCGCGGCCGCCAUUCCGCGAGCAGCGCGGGCACUCCGCGCCCCGGCCCCGCACCAUGCAGAUCUUCGUCAAAACCCUCACCGGCAAAACCAUCACCCUCGAGGUUGAGCCUUCUGAUACUAUAGAAAAUGUGAAAGCGAAGAUCCAGGAUAAGGAGGGCAUCCCUCCGGACCAGCAGCGGCUGAUCUUUGCGGGGAAGCAGCUGGAAGAUGGACGCACACUGUCCGACUACAACAUUCAGAAAGAAUCAACCCUUCACCUGGUGCUGAGACUUCGGGGUGGUGCCAAGAAAAGAAAGAAGAAGUCUUACACCACCCCCAAGAAGAACAAGCAUAAGAGAAAGAAGGUUAAGCUUGCAGUGCUCAAGUACUACAAGGUGGACGAGAACGGCAAGAUCAGCCGGCUGCGCCGGGAGUGCCCAUCGGAGGAGUGCGGGGCUGGAGUCUUCAUGGCCAGUCACUUCGACAGGCACUACUGCGGCAAGUGCUGCCUGACCUACUGCUUCAACAAGCCAGAGGACAAGUAAAUGUGCCACCCAAUAAAGAGUGAACUUCCCUACGGU